Xyrichtys novacula (pearly razorfish) is the source of this 8403-nucleotide messenger RNA. Lineage: Eukaryota; Metazoa; Chordata; Actinopteri; Labriformes; Labridae. The record is from the annotation of a GenBank genome assembly.
CUGUUUUCAUUGGCUGAGAGCACAGACGGGUCAUCUGAUGGUGCUUUAUUAUGACUGCUGUACAGUGCAGACACCAGGUCUAAUGGUAUAAAUAAUAACUUCAUAUUAACAAAAUGAGGAGACAGCUCGAAACCCCUCUUACUGCUCUGGAUGUAAACAUAGCUGUACAGCAUGCAAGAAUGAUUUGUGCAGGAAUAAUAAUGACAUUUAUGAAUAUGAAUGGAAGUCUAGGGUCCUUGAAAUAAAACAGCAUAAUUUAGAUAAAAGGUAGGAGUUUGAAAGCGCUGGAUUGGACAGUAAAAAUGAUUGUUUUUCUGAAAGGUGCCUGCACACUAAGCUAAAUUGAACAUUGACUCCCUGACAGGCGGUGGACUUUGAUUUGACCCGUGCGUAGAGGAGCACACAGUAACGCCUCUCUUUGGAUGUCAUAAAGAAAAGCCAGCCAGCGGAUAUAUAAACACUGAGCUAAAGAUGCAUCUUUCCUUUCUGUGAAGUGGGUCCCUUUAUGGAUUAUAAUUUGGCCAAUCAGAUUCUGCCUGAAGACAGACACCUGAGAACCAACACGGAGCUCUAAAUUUAAUCAAACAAUGUAAGUAUGUAUGAUAGUACGCUCAUAAAAGAUUACCUCUUUCACUUAUCUUUCACCAUAAAAGAUGAAUUACAGGAACAGCAUGUGCACUCAAUGUUUAUAUGCUGGUUUCAUUUGGUUGUACCUGUCUGUGUUUUGGUGUCUGCAUUCUUGUAAUCUCAGUAUUAGGAGUCAUGGUGGGACUAAAACCCUCAGAUGUCCCCCCUCCCCUGGGGGUGAAGAUGGCAAGCGCUGGACUUGCCGCCUGUAUAGCUGAUAUUGUCACAUUUCCUUUGGACACAGCCAAAGUCAGACUCCAGGUAUCUGCUCAGAAACACAAAAGACAUCAGUGAUUAUAGUCUUCAUCUUGUCACCCAUGUUUUCUGAACAUGCACAAUAAUAUCUAUGCUGCUACACUUAAAUAUUAAACUUCACACGUGGAGCUUAGAAUGACCUAGAAUGACCCAAUAUUAAGUUUUCUUCCUAAAGCUGGCUUGAGUUUGAAUGUAAUCUGUGACCCCAGAUUCAGGGAGAGAAGACAGCAGUGGGGGGAAUCCGGUACAAAGGGGUGUUUGGGACCAUCAGCACCAUGAUACGAACAGAGGGGCCCCGGUCUCUGUACAAUGGGCUGGUAGCAGGGCUCCAGAGACAAAUGUGCUUCGCUUCAGUCAGAAUUGGUCUCUACGACAAUGUGAAAAACUUCUACACUGGUGGAAAAGACAGUAAGUGUUGACCAACAAAGUACAUGCAAAGGUAUUUUAUUAAUUACACCUUUAAUUCUACUAUUUAUUCCAUAAACCAUCAACAUAGAAAUAACUCUGAAUAAAAUCAGCUUCAGGGAGCUUGUACCUAAAGCCCCUAAAUCCCCAGUUUGUCUCAGGAGGACUAUCAGAUCUUCAAUCUUUACAGCCUUAAAUCAGAUAACAAAAACGGCCUUUCAGGACACCACUGGAGUUACCUAGGACUGUCAGAGGGGUCACUGUAGCUGUGUGAUGAAUACAGAUAAUUACAAACACCACUAUUGGGUUACAUUCUUACAAAAUAUAAUGCUAAGGGACCAGAGUUUCAGACGAUGAGUUCUCUAUUGAGUUUGGAAGGCAGUGCUACUGAUACCUACCCCAAUAAUUGAGACUCAGUUUCUUAAAAUAACUCAAACCAGCUGAACAUUUUAUGUCAAUCACAUCUGAUACUUUAAUCAUGAGCUUCAGCUUUUUAAAGCACAAACGAGAAGUCCAAUUUCUCUGCUCUAGUUCUUAAGAGAUGUGGUUUCCAUACCACUUGAACUGUAGACAGUGAAGUUGUAUUUUAUUGUUGUGAAUGAUUAUGAGCACUUACUUGUAUUCCACCUCUAAUGCAUCUUUUUGUUCCUCAGACCCAAAUGUGCUCAUUCGAAUCCUAGCUGGUUGCACCACAGGCGCCAUGGCCGUGUCCUUUGCACAACCUACUGAUGUGGUCAAGGUUCGAUUCCAAGCCCAGAUGAACCUCGAUGGUGUUGCCCGUCGCUACAGCGGCACUAUGCAGGCAUACAAACAUAUCUUUCAGAACGAGGGAUUACGUGGACUCUGGAAAGGUACAAUUUAGGAGGCCAAAAAUCUGACUUAUAGUUAAUUUUUUCAGAGUUUUAAUGGCCUCUUGUGUUUCCUUUAGGCACACUUCCGAACAUCACAAGAAACGCACUUGUUAACUGCACAGAGCUGGUCACAUACGACCUGAUCAAGGAGGCCAUCCUGAGACACAAUCUGAUGUCAGGUGAGAGGGAGUGCUUCACAUUUGUGUGGAUUGCGCACACACACACACUAUGCCAUCCCCGGGGACAUCUGAUUGGGUAGAAACCCACACACCCUCUCAGCCUUUUCAACUCCAGCACAGCUGAUAACAGCACCCAGAACAUGUUGUAUCUUCCUCUCAUAGUGCUGUAAAUAUAGUGGUUAAUACGCCAUUUAUCUCAAUCAUUUAUAUUGCCCUAUUCAGGAGGUUAUACAAUCUGCUGACAUGACUUUCUAUACUCCUCGACUCAGAGCAAAGGCCCUUUGGCUCCCCUUUGAUUAAACUAACAUACUUUGUUUUUACCUGCAGAUAAUCUGCCGUGCCAUUUUGUGUCUGCAUUCGGAGCCGGCUUUGUUACCACAGUGAUCGCUUCCCCAGUAGAUGUGGUGAAAACCAGAUACAUGAACUCACCACCAGGCCAGUACAAGAGUGCGAUAAAUUGUGCAUGGACUAUGAUGACCAAAGAGGGGCCAACUGCUUUCUACAAAGGGUAAAGUCUCCUUCUCUGGCCCCAGAGUGCACACAUUUGUUUUAGGGCGUUUGUACUGUAGGCCAUGAGAUGAAAUGUUGAAACAAUGACUCCUGUAGCUUUCAAUCUUGACUACAAAUGACAUUCCUUUGUUUCUUUCAGAUUUGUCCCUUCGUUUCUGAGGUUGGGAUCGUGGAACAUAGUGAUGUUUGUCACAUUUGAACAAAUCAAGAGAGCAAUGAUGGUCACAAAAAAGAAGUUGGAGGCAAACUGAGAUGAUGGCUGAGACACUUGAACUACCACUGAAAACACCAACUGAACAUCAAAUAAUGUCUUAGUUUUACUCUUUUUGUCCACUUGUGACAGAGAAGAAAAUCCUUUGUUGAAAAAGGACUACUGGACAAUCUGUCGUCUUGUACUUGAUGUUUGAAAAACAUGCAGCUUUAUAUUUGUAUUUAUAAUUAUAAAUACAUCCCAUAUUUAAUGGGAUUGAAUGGUGCAAACAUGAGAAAGUGUUAACCUCUGCCAUAUGCCCAGGGCAGCUUAAAUAGGCGCACCUUUAUGUGAGACACAAUACUGCUGACCAGAUUAACAUGUAAAACAAACCCCUAAAUAUAUCUGACUUGUUAUACAGACUCUGUGCUUGAUUUUAACCUGUAGCACCACCACAACACCAAACACAUUUUCAAAACAUCAAAUUGUGUUUUUAUCAACUUUGAGUGUUAAUCAUUACAUACCUUCCUCAAAGGCAAAUCACCACAUAAAAGAACAGUAGAAAGGUACUUUUUGGACAUAUACAUUUAAGAAAAUAGAGGCAAACAUCACCUAUAUUACACAAUACAGAUGACACCAGAGGAAACGUAUUAAAACAUGCACACACAGGGAUUUUUCCUUAGCACAACAACUGUGAGAACACAAAGUUCUAGUACAAAAAAAGACAGCAAAAUGGAAGUAAGUUCACCAUUUCAGUUACUGUCUUUUACAACAUUUAUUUGGCUGUGUUGUUAGUGAAAGUGCGUUAACCCUUACCACAGAGAGAACAUACAUCCUCCUGCAGCAGCUCUGUUGUCACCUCAGCAAUGGCUAAUCAAAUAAGGAAAAGGUCAUUUUGAGGUAUAAGCUGUUUGUUUGUGCUGUGUUCUGAAAACAUUUAACUAUCACUGUGACAGGAUGACAAAGGCAGGACCAAAGAAUCAAAAGCAACAACAAAAAAGGGGCAAAAUCCAGAGGUCUUUCUUUCCUCCAGUUUUUAAGGGAUAUUAAUGCUUCAGUCUGCUUUCAGUCUUCUGACCUUUUAUUUCAUGAAAUAACACCGGGGUCCAUAAAGAGGUCAGGGAACACUUUGGAUUAAUGUUAGUUUUUAGAGCAGACAGUCAGUGUGAGGGAUACAUCUGGCUCCUGUAGAUGUGUCUUGACUAUGUUGUGGAACUUUUCUCUGUACUGGUUGAAAUGCAUGAUGCUUUCUGGUUCUUCUGCCACCCAGAAUUUAUCAAAUUCAUAUGCCAGAUAGCCUGUAAGAAAAGAAAGCCAUAAUGAGAAGAGAAAUAAAAUCCCAUAUUACUUAUAGGUUUGAUUCAAAAAGAUGUUGCAGGGUUGGAAGAAAAGGUUACCCACAGUAGAGCUGAUGAAAGUCUUUGAGCUCAGGCGCGCCCUGUACUGUGUUGUAGAAAUGGGGUUUCAAAGCACCGCUCUUCAUGAGGCUGUAGGCCAUCUCUGUCAAGUUGAUCCCAACAAUGGCAUAAGAAUACCUGUAAAGGAAUAAACAUAAUGCAAAUGCCAAAAGUGAUGUUUUAAAUACAGAGCGGGCCCAAUAUCCUCAAUCCAGUUUUGGCAAUAGCAUGUUAUUAUGCAGUAACUUGAAGAAACACAAACUAACUCUUGUGUGUCUCUUACCCCAGUUUGGGAUGGUUUGCAUGUGACAACACCUGACGGGCCUCCUCUGUGUAGUUAUCGCUGAAAAAACUGUAAAAGAACAAAAUCCUUUCAGUAUGGUCAUCUUAAAAACAAAAUGAUACCUUCUCAAAGUAGAGAAUAUCAGAGGUGUUUGUUUGGUGCCAAACAAGUAUACACGUGUUUCGCUGACUAUGGAUUUCCUUGUCAGUUUGGGACUGCAUUUUUAGGCUCACAUUGACUCACAGCUGGGAAAUCUGUUUGGUUUCCUUAUCUAGCAAUCCACAUUUGCCCUGUCUCACUCUUUUCACGUGUGCUUGUAGUCCUUUUUAUUGGUGUAACUGAAUUUUUGUGACUGAUUUAUGGCAGAGGUAAUUCGUCAUAAAUCAAAUAUUGAAGAAUAUUCAUGAGUAGUGUCAGAAUACACUGCACUAAACUAUUUGUAAGAAAUCAUUUUUACUCAUCAGUAACUCACACAAGGUUGAUUAGCCCCAGCAUGCCCAUUCCUCUGAAGUCAGUUUUUGGGUCAUCUCCUUGGAAACCAAUAUCUCCCCACUGUUUGGUGAUCCUGGACUCCAGCUUGACGUUGGGCAUCAACAGAUCCCAGAGCUGAGGACAUGAUAAAUCCUAAAGUUACACACUUUAACUACUUCUUCACUUAACUACUGGUCAAAUGAUGAACACGCACCUUCAACAGCAUGACCUCAUGCUCAUGGUUCUCAGAGUCAAAAACUUCCUUUCUCAGCUCUUCUACUGACACAAAAAGGCUGCUGUAGCCUGUGAUCUGUAACAAACAUGUAUGUAGGUUCUCCUUAAACCUGGAAAAGAAAAAGAAAAAAACUAUUUAUAAUCUAUUUGUAGAUUAAAACAUUCUUGAAUAUGACUUGUUGUCAGACAAAAUGUUACUGUACAGCGGGUCUUUCUGGGGUUUGAUGCUCUUUUCUUCCAUUAUCCGAUCCACACAUGGUUCUAAUUUGUUCUUGUCGGCGUCUACUGCUCCUCUCAAAACCUGAGCGAUUGAGAGAGGAAAAAAAAAAACACAUAAGAGAAGUCAGAGCAAAGGCAUGGCAGCAAGAUACUAAAAACAAUCUUAGCUGUAUAAUAAUGAACUAUUUCAAAGUCAUCCUCAGACACUAUGAACAAAGAUGACCAAGCACUUUAGAAAAAAAAAAAAACUUAUCAAGCUACAAUCACAAGCUUGGCAAGUGAACCACAAGAUAAGGACUGAUAAAGAGGAGACUGAGCGGAUUUAUCCUCGAUGGAGUUCACACAUACAAGAGAUAACAAACUGAUCUGCUGCAAAGCAGGGGUUGUUUCCUAUUUACUCCUCUGUGAACCUGCAUACCCUCACAUUUACUGUACUUACAAUUGAUCUGGUUUCUGUCACAUUUGCUGCGAUGAGAUUAUUAUCCUGAUCAAAUAAAGGAAUGACAACAUCUAAACCAAGUUACUAUAGUUAUUUAUCUUAUAUGUCCUGCCCUUAAGACUCUUUCAGGAGGAAAGGAUGCAGCUGGUUUUUGGUUGUAUGGAUGUCUGUGUUUGUUUGUAUGGGAUUGUUCUGUGUAAUACAGAAUAUUGUAUAUAUCAUUUCCUCUUCUCUGUGUGCUCUUGUGUUUUCAUAUUGUCUUUGCAGGGAUCAAGUUUAUGUGUAGUUCCGCAUUUGCAGUUAACUUGUAGUUCAUUUUCUUACCUUGCUCUUUGAUGACCUGAGAGAGUAUUCUGUAAAACAAAAUGAGAGGCAGGUUAUUACAAUGACAAAGAUAUCAGUUAAGCAGGAGGGAAGACAAUACCGGGCAUGAUUCAACUCACCUGCUUUUGAUGUCCUUGUUACCCCAGGUUUGCAUCCAGAGCAUAUCCUCUGCAGCUCACAUUUGCCUGUUACCUGCCGGACGAGCCACUUCAGCCAGUACCUCAGGAAUGAUGUGUAGACAUACUGCCAGAUAUACCCCAGCAUCUUCUACAUCAUGGGCAAAGGAAAAACAAAGGAGCGAUGGAUGAGAAUGUAGCGUGGAAAUUACUGUAGCUAAGUUGGGUGUCAGUAAUGGAUGGUACUGCAUCAAGGAUGACCUGCGCCACUUUGAUUAUCAUUUUAUGGAGUGAGACAUGUUGAUAAAAAUAAGCUCAUCAAACAACAAAGUGGACGCCAGCAUGUAAAGCCAAAAUAUAUCUGGACAUUUAUUGAAGUUUUCUGUGAUAUUAAUCUACAGUUCUCUAUUUGUUUUGUCUUACUAUGAAAUUAGUCUCUACAUCUUAAAACACAAAGACACAAGGACCUCACAGAUGAAGUAGCUUAUUGUAUUGCAAAAGUAAUGCUACCAAUUAACACUGUAACAUUUCAUUAAAAGUAACAGGGUACAUUUAAGAUUGAAAAGUGAUUUUUUUAUAUCAUAUGUAUCAAUAUCGACUGAUAUGAAAAGAAAUAUUUCAUGAUAAACUUUUUCCCAUAUCGUCCAGCCUUAAAUGUAACACACUCCAAUUUAACACAACCCACACCUCAUAUGAAGCGCAAACACAAAGGAAAAUUGCUGUUGUAUUGAAUUGCAUUAGACUGCUCAGGUGUUUAUGACGUUAUAGUUGAGUACUCGGUAUAUUGCUUUAAAAUUUAAACAUUGGAUAAUUAGGUUAGUUUUCUUUGCUGCAGGUGAUUUGUAUUUUUAUUGUACAAUCACUUCUUGCACCUCUACUUUCCAUCUCAGACAAACGAGACUCUUCGCACUAUCGAUGAACUGAGGACUGAAACACUAGAGCAGACUAUCUGUGUCACUACAGCAAUGACCACCGUCUGGAGCAGUUUCUGCCGCUUUCCGUGCCUCAAAACUGUCUCAAAACUUGAAAAUGAAUUCAUUACUUGUCCAUAAUUGGGCAAAUAUUAACGUAACGUGGACAACUAACAUGUGGAAUAUGACUAAGCAGGGAAGAGCCAAAACAAUAGCACUGUGGGACCUAGCUUCCGUGCUAGUGCUAUUCUCAGACAAUUGGGACGACCCAGUUGAUGUCUGAUAGGUAAAUGUUCACUGUGUGAGGGCUGCUUUCGCCAAACUUCUAACCUUGUAAUGUUAAUGUUAUCAAAUCAUUCGUGAGGAGAGUUUUACUGUAACAUACUCACAUCGCUAACUAAAACCAAAACUCACAUAUGACAAUAAACCGGUUAAGACAACAGGUUGUCAGUGUAUCUACCAAACUGUUAGCAAGCUAUGUUAACACAGUGAACGUUACAUCGCAAGCGCUGAUACACCGGGCGUAUUUAAGAGGAUCGAGAAACGGGAUUACUCUUACCGCUCUGCAGCAAGUAUACUGAUGUUUGGAAAUGUUAAAAACACCCAAACUUGGCUUCACAUACGUGCCAACAACAGCCGUGUGGUACUGUUAGCAACGCUUCUCUUGACAACGGUCUAGCUCCGAGGCGUUCAGGGUCCUACUAGACACACGGUCGUUACAAUAUCGGUGAUUUGCGAUAUCUGGUAAACUCUGAAUUAGGCCGUAUAAGUGACAAAUAAUUCAGCGCUGCCAGGUGACUCCGAUAAUCCCACUUGGAUAAUCGUACAAAGUGUAUCAUUAAUUUUUAUUGUUUACAGUCAAAACAAAAGAAAAAAGUUAAGGUUUCUUGAAUUGAUAUAACUGAUUUACUUGAUGUACCUGAAUGCAACACACGCCAACCUGUCAUUGCUAUGUCCUCCACGCCCCUGCAGCGCCACCGGCUGUCCAAACC